UCGCGAUGCUACUUGUACUCAUGACGGCUUAUCCACUAUAACAAUGAGACUUCUUGUGACCUGUAUUACAUUAUUUCAAGUGGCCCUGGCAGAGGCUCUUACUGAGGUCCAUGAGUAUGUUGGGGAAUCAGUUACGUUGCCGUCAGGUGCCGACCCUUUAUGGCAGCUCUCUUCAAUCAAGUGGUCAAUAUUCACCAACACCACCUUGAUCGCCACCUACAGCAACCAAAAGAUUAACGUGAACCGCUUCUACCGAUACAGAGGCAGGCUCCAACUCAACGACUCUACAGGUGACCUGACCAUCCUUAACUUGACCAGAGAUGACGCCAUACUGUACACUGUAGACCUCUUCAACACAAAGAAAAAGAACAGCGUCAAUAAAAUCAAACUCGCUGUAAAACAGCAUCUCCAGAAACCGAACAUAGAAAUAGUGUCCAGAACCUUCAACAAAGACAGCUGUUGGAUAGGACUGCAUUGUGAUUCUACGGAUGAAGGCGUGUCCUUCUCCUGGAAGUUGGACGCUCAAGUGAAAACCUUCAACUGCUGCCAUGAUGGAAAAUCUGCAUUUGUUUUGGUGCAGCUCAACAAAAUGCAGCAUGCUGAAUUCACCUGCACCUCCAGCAGGAAUACAGAGGAAUACACCUCCAGUAACACCACCGUCAGCUGUGAAGAGGAGAAGCCUGAGCCUAAACCUCACCCUGAGCCUAAGACUAAACCUGAGCCUGUGACACCGCCACCUACCCACAGAAACAGAGAUUAUGUAUUCUUUUUGGGAGGCCUCAUUGUAGGUUGCCUAGUUGUCAUUUUAGGGUAUUACUUAAAAAGAAAAGUCUCAACUACUGAACUCACAAUAAGCAACUAAAAGUCGACAACAUUUCAAGACACCUGGGUUCAGUAAGAACAACGAUAUUUGGACCAUAGUAGAAUAAGAAACAGGAGCACAAUUGCAGCUUAUACUUUUUUGUACAUAAGACAGUGAACACCUAUAUUUAUUUAUUUUUCUGCCACUUAUUUUUUUAAAAUAAUCUUUUUAUUGGUUUUUCAGAUUUUGCGAACAUGAAUAUAUAGAACAACGAAUGACAAAACAUACAAAAAGAAAAAGAAAAUCCCACCUCAAACUAAUAACAAGCACUGUCAUUAAUUCAAAAUGUUAAAGAGAGAAAAAAUAGAUAAAACAAAUAAAAAUACAUUAAAAAACAAGAAUUUGACAGGAGAUAGAUAAAGGAGUAGCACAUGUAAAAUACAUGCACCUGUAUUAUUUAAUGCCGCAAAUAAAACAGCAGCAAACAAAUUACUAAUAUGCGUCUAACAGAGGUAGUGCUAGACAUUUUUAUUGUCCGUCAUUUUGAUGGACAGGGUCGUUAAAAUUCUGUCAUAUCAUAUUAUUGUCCGUCAUUUCAAAUUUGUAUUUUUUAAUGAUAAUGAGAUAUUUAGAAGUAUUUAAUGUUCAAAAACAUCUCAAUGAUGCAGCAACUGUAGUUGCUGCUGGCUGAUAAAUCAACGUGAUAUCACAACUGGCAUAAUUAUAUACACCACUUUUAACUGGUGUGUUAUCUGUAGACAUUCUAAGCUUUCCUUGUGUAUGUUCAUGCAGUGUCAAAUACUAUGCACUGAGGGUUAGG
Messenger RNA from Sphaeramia orbicularis (orbiculate cardinalfish), 1622 nucleotides. RefSeq lists its product as uncharacterized. The transcript has 7 exons. The coding region runs from base 44 to 862 and encodes 272 amino acids. The record is from RefSeq and is a predicted model, not a curated record. NCBI's taxonomy places the organism in Eukaryota, Metazoa, Chordata, Actinopteri, Kurtiformes, Apogonidae. Gene Ontology annotation, cellular component: membrane.